Oncorhynchus gorbuscha (pink salmon) is the source of this 929-nucleotide messenger RNA. Its product is annotated as D-threo-3-hydroxyaspartate dehydratase-like. Gene Ontology annotation, molecular function: D-serine ammonia-lyase activity. The transcript is spliced from 6 exons. The record is from RefSeq and is a predicted model, not a curated record. Gene Ontology annotation, biological process: D-serine catabolic process. The annotation marks the transcript as partial. NCBI's taxonomy places the organism in Eukaryota, Metazoa, Chordata, Actinopteri, Salmoniformes, Salmonidae.
GUGUGUGUGUGUGUGUGUGUAGUGUGAUGGAGGGGGACCAUAUAACCACCCUGUCUACUCCUGUAAUGGUUGUGGAUGUUGAUAUAGUGAAGAGGAAUGCUGAGAAAAUGAGAGAACACUGGACAAAGCUGGGAGUCACACUACGACCCCACAUGAAGACACACAAGACCCUUGAGUGUGGUGAUAUAAUGACAGGUGGGUCUAGGAGCUGUAUCGUCGUGUCAACACUGGCAGAAGCCGGUUUCUAUGCCGACCACGGAUAUGACGACAUCCUGUAUGCCUACUCUGUGCCCUUUGACAAGGUUGAGCGCUGUGCGGUGCUGGCAGAGCGUCUGUCUCUGUUCCAGGUGUUGUUGGACCACAGAGAUGCUCUGGAGCAGCUGAGGAAGAGACCACUGACAGACGGGCGGGUGUGGCACGUCUGGCUCAAACUGGACUGUGACAACGGAAGAGCGGGUGUUCUGCACUCGGAGCCAGAGGCACUGAGAUUGGCCCAGGCCAUCUCUGAGUCAGAGGGGGUGGAGCUGACGGGGGUAUACGCCCACUGUGGGAACACCUAUGGCUGCAGAGGGGCAGAGCAAAUACAUGCUGUUGCCCAUGAAACAACCACCCUCGUACUGCAGUUCAUGGAGAAACUGAAGGAUGUGGGAAUCAGCUGUAAAUCCAGUAUAGGCUCCACCCCCUCCUGCAGCCAGCCAAUCAGUGACAUGGCCAAGCUCAACGAGGUGCAUCCUGGGAACUACGUCUUCUUCGACGUGCAGCAGUCUGUGAUUGGUUCGUGCGGUCUGGAGGACGUGGCUGUCAGGGUUCUGAGCAGGGUUAUAGGUCACUCUCCUCACAGAAACCAGCUGCUCCUCGACUGUGGCUGGUCUGCUCUCAGGUACAGAAGCUGUAUUAAAUACUGUCGUUAUUACUAUUAUACUACUGUC